Molecule: messenger RNA, 1080 nt
Organism: Arabis nemorensis
Lineage: Eukaryota; Viridiplantae; Streptophyta; Magnoliopsida; Brassicales; Brassicaceae
Source: the annotation of a GenBank genome assembly
AUGGCAAAGAACCGUAAUUUAAUCUUCUUCAUAGGGGUAUUAGUGUCUCUUACACUCGUUAGUUUCCCGGCGAACGUUUCCGGCGAGCCUCCUCUCUUAUUCACUUUCGGCGACUCUUCUUACGAUGUGGGCAACACCAAGUUCUUCUCGUCGGAGUUUGAUCGGGCCACCACGUGGCCUUACGGCGACUCCGUUGACGACCCCACCGGCCGGUGGUGUGACGGCAAUAUUGUCCCAGAUUUCGUCGGUCGAUUGAUUGGUAAUCACGAACCGGUUCCUCCAGUUCUUGAUCCAAAAGCCGAUCUUUCUCAUGGAGCAAGCUUCGCUAUUGCUGGAGCCUCUGUUCUUGGAUCUCAAUCCGUUACUAUGAGUUUUGGACAACAGAUAUCGAAAUUUGUAGAGUUACGUAAGAAAUGGUCUGAUAAAGAACGAGCAGAAGCAAUAUACAUGAUCUACAUCGGAGCUGAUGACUACUUGAAUUUCGCUAAGUCUCAUCCAACCGCUAAUCUCGUGGAGCAAGUAGCUCAUGUUGCCAAUGUUCUCCAAAAGGUUUCCAGAGAUCUAAUGAGUUUGUACAAGUCAGGUGGGGCGAGGAAGUUUGCGGUACAGAACUUGGGACCGCUUGGUUGCUUACCGAUAGUGAGACAAGAGUUUGAGACUGGUGAAAGUUGUAUGGAGAUGGUUAAUUUCAUGGUGACUACACACAAUGAACGGCUUAGUCGUGUGCUCUUUGCUAUGACCGUACCUUACCGCAGCUUACGGUACAGCCUCUUUGAUUUGAAUGGUGAAAUUCUCCGGAGGAUUAAUGAACCAUCGCACUACGGAUAUACUGAUACUACGACCUCUUGCUGUGGUACUGGGUCGAGAAAUGCGUAUGGAUGUGGUUAUACCAACAUACAUUCGUAUCUCUGCAGUUACCAGAAAUCAUUUCUGUUCUUCGACGGGCGUCACACCACCGAGAAAACCAAUGAAGAUAUCGCUAAUCUGUUCUAUUCCGGAGACAAACAUGUCGUCUCUCCGAUUAACAUCAAGGAUCUUGUAGGUAAAUCGGUGACUAAUCUUCCGGUGCAAGAAGUCUAG